CAAUCAUAGAACCAGCUUUCAUAUGAUCAUAAUAACAUAAUCCUUAUCAUUUUUGUUUGAAAACGUGAAAUUAACGCUCAAGUGGUCACUAUAAAAAAAUASUCAAGUUGCGUGAACUUAUUUUAUUUUUCGGUGUAGAUGAAAUCUUUAGGUGUUAUAUUGGGCACUUAUAAAUUCCUACCUAUUAUAUUCGUGUUGAAAAUAUAAUUUCUAAUCGUUACAGGUAUUAGCAAAAAUCAAGAAUAUUAUGCAAGUUUUGUGUGAUAUCGAUGAAAGAAUUAUUUUGCAAGAUUAUCAUUUAAUAUUAAUUUAAAAUCAUGCCGAUUGUUAAUGAGAACAAUUUAGAGUUAGAAAAAGUAUCGUUAAACUCAGUGAUCAUCAUACAUCCAGGAUCUCUUUAUCUGCAAAUUGGCCGUGCGAGUGAUGUUACUCCAUUCAAAUAUGUUCACGGUUUGGCCAGGGUUAAUCUACUUUCGGAGAUUAGGAAUAGGAGGGACCAAAUAUUACCAACUUUCCCGCUUAAAGAUAACUCUGAAACAUUAGCAGCCAUGGAAGAGAGUAGACUGCAAGCAUCUCAUAUGCUACAGUCAAGCUUGCAGUCCAAUGGCGAUAGAAGGUAUGCGACACCGCCUCAACAAAUAGCUGCUUAUAAUCGAAAUUCUGUACCAAAAUAUAAGGAUAAUGUACCACCUGCCCACACUAAGUCGUCUUCAGUUGAUAUUGUGUAUGGAGAAGAAAUUUUCAAUAUAGCUCCUGAACUGGAUUAUAAUGUUUUCUUUCCAAUACUGAAUGGGGAAUUAAACAUUAAUGGCCAAAUUGGAGGUUCAUUAACCGCUGUUUUAGCAGAUCUGGAAACUAUUUGGACACAUUGUAUAAACAAAUUACUAAAUAUUAAGACUUCAGAAUUCCAUAACUACAAAGUGAUUUUAAUUAUACCGGAUAUAUUCAAUAGAGUUCAUGUUAGAGAAAUGAUGUCAAUGAUAUUAUUGAGUAUGAAGUUUAAAGCAUGUCUUCUUAUACAAGACCAUGUUGCGGCGACUUAUGGYGCAGGUUUGGGUUAUGCAUGUGUGGUAGAUGUUGGUCACCGGAAAACAUCAGUGAGUUGUGUAGAAGAUGGUAUAUCUCAAAUAAACACACGGAUUAGAUUACGCUAUGGUGGAGGGAAUAUCACUCAAACAUUUCAUUGGCUACUUAAAAAAUGUAGUUUCCCAUAUCAUGAAUGCAAUCCCAUGACUAAUUAUUAUGACUCUGUACUACUAAAUCAAUUGAAACAAGAGUUUUGUCAUUUGAAUUUGGAUAGAUGUGGGGCUGUACAGAGAACAGUAACUGUAAUGAAACCAAAUAAAAAACAAGUACAAUACACAAUACAGGUAGGUGACGAAGCAAUGAUAGCAGUUUUAGGCAUGUUCAAUCCAAUAUUGUUAGGUAUCACUGAUGACAACCAUUAUGUGACUCAAGAAUCAUCUAAGUCACUACCUGAAGAUCCUUAUGAUGAAGAGUUUUUAAGAGAAACCAGUAGACGUGGCACUGGUCGUGAGAUGGAAACUGAAACACAAAUCGAAAAUAGCAUUGUACACAACACAGAAGAAGAAAUAUGUGUUGAUCAAAUUGAAACUGCUGGAAAUUAUUUUGAAAUUGAAACAGAAAAAUCAAAAAGUCUUGAUAAAGUCAUUGUACAAAGUAUUGAACGGUUAAAUUCUGAUGAAAUCAAACGUAAAAUGUAUAGCAGUAUAUUAGUAGUAGGCGGUGGACUUAAAUUUGAUGGUGCAUAUGCUUGGUUAAAGAGCAAAAUAUCACUAAAUGCACAACAGGUUUAUUAUGGAGGGCAUAUUGAAAUUAUAAGCUCACCAAAAGAUUUGGACCCACAAAUYGUCACAUGGAAGGGUGCUGCUAUACUUGCUGGUUUAGAAUCAUCUAAUGAACUUUGGAUAAGUGGUAAAGAGUGGUCUUCAUGGAGUAUUAGAAUUUUAAAAGAAAGAGCAAUGUUUAAUUGGUGAUCAACGAAUGUUUAUUUUUAUUUUUUAAAUUGUAAACAUGGAUUACAAACUUUAUUUAUUUUUUCAUACUGAUUCCAAACUAUUUUAUUAAAAUAAUUAUUCUAGUCAUACACAAAUAAUUGCCAUUACUAUUUAGUAAUCAUUUUUAUUUCAAAUUAUUGUCUUUUCCAAGUUUUCAAA
This is a messenger RNA of Diuraphis noxia (Russian wheat aphid), 2177 nucleotides long. It is a transcript of the gene Arp8, whose product is annotated as Actin-related protein 8. NCBI's taxonomy places the organism in Eukaryota, Metazoa, Arthropoda, Insecta, Hemiptera, Aphididae. The record is from RefSeq and is a predicted model, not a curated record.